Macrobrachium nipponense is the source of this 1179-nucleotide messenger RNA. RefSeq lists its product as uncharacterized. NCBI's taxonomy places the organism in Eukaryota, Metazoa, Arthropoda, Malacostraca, Decapoda, Palaemonidae. Bases 121 to 1179 code for a protein of 352 amino acids. The transcript has 9 exons. The record is from RefSeq and is a predicted model, not a curated record.
AGCACCUAUACGAGUUCAUCUUUGUGGAAAUCAUUCACUCGUCUGACGUCGUUCCCCACGGGGCUGCACUGACAGUACUGAUGUCAUUAUUUAUUGAAGAAGUUGAGGAAGAAAAAAACAAUGCAAAGAAAAACAAUCAUAAGCCAACCGCGCAUCUAUCCCGUAAGGCCUUUCGAAGGUUACCCACCGGAAAGAUAUCCAGCUAUCAACUUGAUUCCUUACGAGAAAGGGGCAGCCAUGGAACUAACACCUGUUGAGGAGGACGAUGGAAGCCUCUACUACAAUCGGAAACGUUUGCCUUUAAAGAAUAAAUAUCAACCACGCGGGCUUAAGAAGUUAGAUGUCACUGACGAAAUUUCCAUCUACCAUUUGGAUGGCGGGACAUAUGUGGUGAAGGAUGACGCAGACUCAGUUCUCUUCUUUGCAAGUUCACCAGUAAAUUCGGGCUGCUGUUGUGGAAGAGAGUAUAUCACAGGGUCCACGUUUAGGGUCUUUAGCCCUGAUGGUCGUUCGCUGAUGUGGAUAAUGGAAGAAAAAAGGAAAUGCUGUGGAAUUCAGUCUUCACAUAAAUGGAGAGUUAUGCUGCCACCGAGAGGCUGUCUUGGAGAAGUAAUACCGAUUGAUGAUCACCGAAAUUUUCGGAUAAAGUUUUCAGAUGGUGUGGAACUCUGCCGUAUCGAAAACACUUACAGGAAUAUCUACAGGGUCUUUAUACCCCCAAAGAACGUUGGAAGCAUUUUCUACAACAGAAAUUCUUGCCAACUCACACUCGGAUUUCCCAGCCAGUUCAACGUUGAGGAGAGGUCUCUCCUCCUCUCGAGCGCAAUCAUUUUGUUAUGGCACAUCGAUGAAGCUCAAAGAAUGUUCAGGAACAGAAGAGGAAGAAGAGGAGGAGGAGGAGGAGGAGGAGGAGGAGGAGGAGGAGAAUGGGUAUCAACAGGUGGUUUUUGGGGAGUAGGAGGAGGAUAUGUUGGAGGAGGAGGAUGGGAUGGAGGAGGAGGAGGAUAUGUUUCUAAUAGACACAGUCAGGCAGCCAUGGAACUAACACCUGUUGAGCAGGACGAUGGAAGCCUCAACUACAAUCGGAAACGUUUGCCUUCAAAGAACAAAAAUCAACCACGUGGGCUUAAGAAGUUAGAUGUCACUGACGACAUUUCCAUCUACCAUUUGGAUGGUUAG